Messenger RNA from Tilletiaria anomala UBC 951, 4490 nucleotides. RefSeq names its product phospholipid-translocating P-type ATPase. Gene Ontology annotation, molecular function: magnesium ion binding; ATPase-coupled intramembrane lipid carrier activity; ATP hydrolysis activity. The transcript has 7 exons. The coding region runs from base 224 to 4387 and encodes 1387 amino acids. Lineage: Eukaryota; Fungi; Basidiomycota; Exobasidiomycetes; Georgefischeriales; Tilletiariaceae. Gene Ontology annotation, cellular component: plasma membrane. Gene Ontology annotation, biological process: intracellular protein transport; endocytic recycling; post-Golgi vesicle-mediated transport. The record is from RefSeq and is a predicted model, not a curated record.
CUCUCACAGCAUCAUCGUGCUAGGAAGGAUCGAUGCUCCAAGCUGCAAGACGGCCCUCUGCACCCUCGACACCUCGGGCACGGCUUCGAAUUUGGCAGCUCAAACGAGGUGUGGCUCUGCUCGUCCCGAUGUGGAUGCGCCGAGGCGGACGCCUGCAACAAUCAAGUGAUUAGACUGCCACCUUUGGCACUUUUCACAUACGCGAAACUUCCGACAGACCUCCAUGGAUCCAUUUGCCGACAUCCUCUCGCGGCCCACCGCUGGAACAGCGCAAUCUUCGCGAGCGGCAGUUGCUUUGCAGGAUCCAUUUGCGAGCUUCAACGGCCCUCAGGACUACUCCUACCCUGCCACAGCUGACCAAUCGGGUGGGACUGGGCCACCACAAAGCCAUGUCCUGCUAGACGCCGACGACAUCGAUCUCAUUGGUGGCGGCGACGACAUGUCCUUUGGCGGAGUGCCAGAUGGCGGUGCAGUGUCUUCUUCCAGUCGAGGGAAAUCAUCGACGCUGCAUGCCGCCACGCCGCCUUAUCAAAGUGGAGGCGCCGGAAUGCUCGGCAGCAUCGACAGCGGGUUACCUUUUUCUGGUGGGGGAAUGUCCUCUUCCAACUACGCAGAUGCGCCGUACGAUGACCGAGGGCCCUUUGGUGACGCGUACGAGGCGUCUACGACCGGCAACUUCAAGGCCAUCGAGGCAGAUGAUGAACUCACCCCGUCGGAAGAGUACAACCACAAAUCCCUGCCCUACGGGCGCAACUCGUCUGGUGGAGCUCGUGGAAGCGGUGCUGCGCCUGGACUAGGGAGGGACAGCGGCACAGGAGUCGAACGCCGCAGCAAGAAGGAGCAAGAGGGGAUUGCCGCAUUGCGAGCACGCAAAACCAAGGCUUCCUCCAGGUUCGACGGAGUGAGCAGGAGCUUGCGCGCGAUACAAGAGGAUUUUAACAGGGCCAUGGGUAGGCAAUCCAACUUGAAGGUCAAAGAAGGGGAACGUGUCAUUCAGGUUAAUGACCAGACGGCGAACGAUCUGCUGAAGUUUAGCGACAACUAUGUCAGCACGAGCAAGUACAACAUCAUCACCUUUCUUCCCAAGUUUCUGAUUGAACAAUUCUCCAAGUACGCCAACGUGUUCUUCCUCUUCACCGCCUGCAUCCAGCAGAUCCCCGGCGUAUCGCCUACGAAUCGGUAUACGACCAUCAUUCCGUUGGCCCUCGUCUUGCUCGCAACCGCUUUUAAGGAGAUGAAAGAGGACAUGAAACGACACAACUCGGAUGCCGAGCUGAAUUCGCGUCUGGCGCAAGUGCUCGAACCCGGGACAGGUGGGUUCGACUUGCGCAAAUGGCAACACAUUCAAGUGGGAGACAUUGUGCGUGUCGAGAGCAACGAGUUCUUCCCAGCCGAUAUGGUCCUGUUGAGCAGCUCCGAACCUGAAGGCCUGUGCUAUGUCGAGACGGCAAAUCUGGAUGGAGAGACCAAUCUCAAGAUCAAGCAGGCCUCCCCGGAUACAAGCCGUCUCACCACGCCUUCCUCCGCGGCGGCGUUGCGUGGCAACUUGACGUCCGAACAGCCGAAUAACAGCCUUUACACGUUCGAUGCGACGCUAAACAUUCAGCUCAGCUCCACUCCCGGCUUCAGUGGUACGCCGAUGCGCAAGGUCCCGCUGAGCCCAGAGCAGCUGCUGCUGCGAGGUGCGCAGCUGCGAAAUACUCCUUGGGUCUACGGCUUGGUCGUCUUCACCGGGCACGAGACCAAGCUGAUGCGCAACGCCACCGCCACCCCGGUCAAGCGCACGGCCGUCGAGAAGGACGUCAACACGCUUAUCCUGCUCCUGUUCUGCCUCCUCCUUGCGCUUUCGCUCGCAUCGGCCAUCGGCGCGAUCGUGCGCAACACGGCAUUCGCCAACGAGAUGCAGUACCUCUUGCUGCAAAACGACAGCAAGUCCAAGGGCCGCGUUUUCAUCGAGGAUACUCUGACAUUUGUCAUUGCGUACAACAACCUCAUCCCAAUCUCACUGAUUGUCAUGAUGGAGAUCAUCAAGUACCAGCAGGCUAUGCUGAUCAACUCAGACCUCGACAUGUACUACGCACCAACCGACACGCCUGCGCUCUGUCGCACGUCAAGCCUAGUCGAGGAGCUGGGGCAGAUCGACUACAUUUUCAGCGACAAGACCGGCACGUUGACGCGCAACGAGAUGGAGUUUAAACAGGCCAGCAUCGGCGGUGUCUCGUACACGGACGUCAUCGAUGAGAGCAAGCAAGGCACUGGCGAAGUCGGCCCGGACGGCCGCGAAAUAGGCGGGCAGCGCACGUGGCACGAGCUCAAGGCGAUCAUGGACGGCACCUUGCCGGAUGAUGGCAGCAGUGGCAUCAUCGACGAAUUUCUCACCCUACUCGCCGUCUGCCACACCGUUAUUCCCGAACGCAAGGGCAACAAGGUCGUCUUCCAGGCAUCCAGUCCGGACGAGGCGGCGCUCGUCGCCGGCGCAGAGUGCAUGGGCUACCAGUUCGUCACGCGGAAGCCCCGCUCGGUCUUUGUCAAUGUGCGAGGGAGGGAGCUGGAGUACGAGGUCCUCAAUGUGUGCGAGUUCAACAGCACGCGCAAACGCAUGUCUACUGUCGUGCGAGGCCCCGAUGGGAAAAUCAAGCUCUACUGCAAAGGCGCGGAUACGGUUAUUAUCUCCAGGCUCUCGGAGAAGCAGUCUUUCACCGACUCGACUGUCGUCCAUUUGGAGGACUACGCGACGGAGGGCCUACGGACUCUCUGUGUUGCAAUGCGAGAGAUUUCGGAGCAAGAGUAUCGUCAAUGGUCGCGCAUGUACGACCAAGCCGCUGCGCAAAUCCAGGGUCGGGGAGAGGCAUUAGACCAAGUGGCCGAGGUGAUCGAGCAGAACUUGUACCUCCUCGGUGCCACUGCGAUCGAGGACAAGCUGCAAGAGGGCGUGCCCGAGACGAUCCACACGUUGCAAAAUGCUGGCAUCAAGAUCUGGGUGUUGACCGGUGACAGGCAAGAGACAGCCAUCAACAUUGGCUUGUCGUGCAAGCUGAUCUCCGAGUCGAUGACGCUCGUCAUUGUCAAUGAGGACAAUGCGCAUGACACGGCCGACUUCUUGAGCAAGCGCCUGCACGCUGUCAAGAGCCAGCGCAGCGCUGGUGAAUUCGAGGAGCUCGCGUUGAUCAUCGAUGGCAAGAGCCUGGAAUUUGCGCUAGAGAAGGACCUGUCGAAGAUGUUCCUCGAGCUCGCCAUCAUGUGUAAGGCCGUUGUCUGCUGCCGCGUUUCGCCGCUGCAGAAAGCGCUCGUUGUCAAGCUCGUCAAGAAGCACCAGCGUUCCAUCUUGCUCGCGAUCGGCGACGGUGCCAACGACGUGAGCAUGAUCCAAGCCGCGCAUGUUGGCGUCGGUAUCAGCGGCGUCGAAGGUUUGCAAGCUGCGCGCUCAGCCGACGUGGCGAUCAGUCAGUUCAGGUACCUGCGUAAGCUACUGCUCGUGCAUGGCACUUGGAGCUAUACUCGCCUCAGCAAGAUGAUCCUGUACUCCUUCUACAAGAACAUUGUGCUGUACAUGACCCAAUUCUGGUUCAGCUUCCAGUCGAGCUUCUCCGGCCAAGUCCCGUUCGAGGGGUGGACGCUGUCCUUCUACAAUGUGAUAUUCACUGUUCUGCCGCCACUUGUGAUCGGCAUCUUUGAUCAAUAUCUAAGCGCCAGGAUGCUCGAUCGAUAUCCGCAACUCUAUCGACAAACCUUCUUCAGCAAGCGGCGAUUCGCAGGCUGGACGCUCAACGCCUUCUACCACUCGUUGCUGUGUUAUAUCUUCGUCACAACCGCCUUUUGGGGUAGCCCACAGUUGGCUGGCGGCUAUAACAGCUAUCAGUGGAUCUGGGGGACAACCCUUUUUUGCAGCGUACUCGUCACCGUCCUCGGCAAGGCUGCUCUUGUCUCGGAUCUGUGGACCAAGUACACCGUCGCGGCUAUCCCUGGAUCCUUUGUCUUCACCCUCGUAUUCCUCAUCCUUUACGCCAUCAUCGCCCCUCUCAUUCCUCGUAUUCAUCUCUCUCUCGAAUAUCAAGGCAUCGUACCUCGCCUGUAUGGGUUUUCGCUCUUCUGGUUCUGUUUGAUCCUGGUCCCGGUCGUUUGCCUGCUCCGAGACUUCUGCUGGAAAUAUUGGCAACGCACAUACCAGCCUAAAUCAUACCACAUUAUUCAAGAAGUGCAGAAACACAACCUGCAAGACUACCGACCACGCAUGGAUCAAUUCCAAAAGGCAAUCCGCAAAGUUCGCGCUGUGCAGCGCAUGCGGCGAACAAGAGGAUUCGCGUUCAGUCAGACAGAGGGCGAGGGAGAACAAGCGAAGCUCAUCCGGCGGUACGACACGACUGUGCAACGGCCUUCCGGGCUGUAAUGAGCAUGUUCGAUAAAAGAUGUGAUGGACUACCUCAUGCAAAACCGCCAUUGCGGCCUUCUGUAUCAUAGCGUGCCUCUUACACUGAUCUACUUAGACCAAU